Talaromyces atroroseus is the source of this 579-nucleotide messenger RNA. RefSeq names its product 60S ribosomal protein L9-B. Gene Ontology annotation, cellular component: cytosolic large ribosomal subunit; ribosome. NCBI's taxonomy places the organism in Eukaryota, Fungi, Ascomycota, Eurotiomycetes, Eurotiales, Trichocomaceae. Gene Ontology annotation, molecular function: rRNA binding; structural constituent of ribosome. Gene Ontology annotation, biological process: cytoplasmic translation. The record is from RefSeq and is a predicted model, not a curated record. The coding region runs from base 1 to 579 and encodes 192 amino acids. The transcript is spliced from 4 exons.
AUGCGGUACAUUCACUCCGAGGAGACGCUGCCAAUCCCCGAGAAUGUCACGGUCAACAUUCGCUCGCGGGUUGUCACCGUCGAGGGACCCCGAGGCAAGCUUACGAAGGAUCUUUCUCACAUCGCUGUGACCUUCACCCGCCCCAACAAGAACACCAUUGCGAUCGAGCUGCACCACGGUGCUCGUAAGGGUGUUGCUACUCUCCGAACCGUCCGUACCCUCAUUAACAACUUGAUCAUCGGUGUCACCCGCGGAUUCUUGUACAAGAUGCGUUACGUCUACGCUCACUUUCCCAUCAACGUGAACAUUGAGAAGAACAGCGAGACUGGUCUCUUCGAAGUCGAGAUCCGAAACUUCCUUGGCGAGAAGAUCGUUCGCCGCAUCGUCGCCCAGCCUGGUGUUGAGGUUAUUACCUCCCCCAACGUCAAAGAUGAGCUUCAAUUGUCCGGAAACUCCCUUGAGAACGUCUCCCAAAGUGCCGCCGACAUCCAGCAGAUCUGCAGAGUUCGCAACAAGGAUAUCCGAAAGUUCCUUGACGGUCUCUACGUGUCUGAGCGAACCAACAUCGUUGUCGAGUAA